Molecule: messenger RNA, 165 nt
Organism: Macroventuria anomochaeta
Lineage: Eukaryota; Fungi; Ascomycota; Dothideomycetes; Pleosporales; Didymellaceae
Product: glycoside hydrolase family 43 protein
Exons: 1
Source: RefSeq, a predicted model, not a curated record
CCCCUGAUCACACAUAUGUGGACAGCCGACCCAUCAGCUCACGUCUUCGAGGACCGGAUCUAUCUCUGUGCGUCCCACGAAAUCGACGCUGAUGUCCCAGCUAACUCUGAGGGAGACCAUUUCGCAAUGCGAGAUUACCACGUCUUCUCGAUUGAAGAACUAAGU